UGUCUCAGCAGCCACCUAAAUACCUCCGUGAUUUUACUCCUCCGUUCUCUUCCCUAAAAUUUUCCCAGUCUCAACCAAACUCUCUCUGGUGACCCUUCAAAAGAAUCACCGCCAUGGCGAUGCAAACCGGAGUCGGCUUUUCGAAGAUUUUGAUCCUUGCCGGCGCAGGUUACACCGGUACGAUCCUUCUCAAGAACGGUAAGCUAUCGGACAUGUUAGGCGAAUUGCAGGGACUGGAAAAAACUGGGGACCAAUCAGAUGAUUCAGAUGCCCUUCUGGCUCAGGUGCGUCGUCUCUCAACGGAGAUUAGGCAACUGGCCUCAGCACGGCAGAUAACUGUUCUGAAUGGGGAUUCCGGCGUUAAGUUAACCUCUCUGGUAAUCCCUGCUGCUACCUUGGGGGCAUUGGGUUAUGGUUACAUGUGGUGGAAGGGCAUUUCGUUCUCUGAUCUAUUUUGGGUAACAAAACGCAAUAUGGCAUUGGCUGUGGAGAACUUAACAAAACAUCUGGAUUCUGUGUCAGAUGCUCUCUCUGCUGCAAAGAAGCAUUUGACCCAACGUAUCCAGAACCUGGAUGAUAAAAUGGAAACACAAAAGGAAAUCUCAAAAAGCAUUCAAGAAAGUGUAGAAGAGGCUCGUAUGGAUCUUUCCAACAUUGAAUAUGAUUUGGAUGCACUGCAGAGAAUGAUUUCUGGUUUGGAUGGAAAAAUAGGUUCAUUGGAAUAUAAGCAGGAUCUUGCCAAUGCUGGUGUGUGGUACCUUUGUAACAUGGUUGGGGGCAAGAAAGCAAAGAUGCCUGAAGCCCUGCAGGAGCAACUUAAACUUUCUGGGAAACCUCGUUCUUUACUCAUGCAUUCAGGAACUCCAACUACAAAGGGUCUGAAAGACUUUGUAGAUAUUUUUUCUGCAAGUAUGAAAGAUUCAGGUCGAGAUGUUAUCGUGCAAGAUGAUAUUUAUAAUUUGGAGGAUGAGCCAAGAGGCCUGCACAGGAGCAUUUCAGGUAGGUGUUGAUGGCAUGUUGGCAACCAACAAUUUGCAGUUUGGCAGUUAGGAGAAAUUAGCUAUACAUGGUAAUGAAAUGAUAAAUCCAAGUACAGAAGAUUUAGUUAGCCAAGGACAAAGAAUUAACUUCAUAUUGUUUAUCUCUGUUUGUAAACUAUACCCAUUUAACAGUUGAUUCAGUUUAAAUCUUAUUAUGUUAUUUUGAUUCUUCA
This is a messenger RNA of Gossypium raimondii (Peruvian cotton), 1213 nucleotides long. RefSeq lists its product as uncharacterized. The transcript is spliced from 13 exons. The record is from RefSeq and is a predicted model, not a curated record. NCBI's taxonomy places the organism in Eukaryota, Viridiplantae, Streptophyta, Magnoliopsida, Malvales, Malvaceae. Bases 114 to 1010 code for a protein of 298 amino acids.